AUGUCAGAUAGAAGGAAGAGCUGGGCCCCUCUGUCCAGCCGGACCCAGCAGUGGGCCCUGGAGGACAAGGAGGAACAGGAGCGAGAACGCCGGCGGCGACUCUGGAACCUGAGAUUCACCACGGACGAUGAGGACCUGCCGGCCCCUGAGAGCAGCAGCGUGAGGCUCCCGGCCAGCUCGGUCAAAUUAGGCCUGAAGGUGGAGCAAUACCUCUCGGCCAUACAGAGAUCAGAGUCUAUCAGGUAUGCAAACCCAUUCCACACUGAGUUCCCAGUGGUUCCCGUGGAUGUCACCAGCAAGCGCCACCUUUUCGAGAAGGAGCAGGUGGGCCAGAGCCAAGAGGACCCAGCCUCUAGCCGCAAGAACCAGGAGACACAGAGGGAGUUGGCAGCUGGCAGCAAGCCCCAGUGGAGGAAGAAGCCAGAGGCCCCGCUGGGUGCCGAGGGGGUGCUGGCGGGCAGGGCACAUGCGGGCUCCUAGAAGCCGUCUGCUGCACAGAAGACACUUGAGCCGAAAGCAAGCCUGGACCCUGAGACUCCCCGCCCCAGUAAAUGUUUCAUGUUCCAGAAGAUCUCUGUGCUGGAGGAGAGAGCUGUCUCAGGAAAGAGGGCAGUUCCAGACAAAGCCAGCGACUCAGAGAAAAGACCAGUGUCUGAGAAAGCCACCGUCUUCGAGAAGACCCCAGUCCCCGAGAUGCAGCCGGCCCCAGUCAGGGCCAUGGCCCCAGUGUGGCCCCAGGACUGGGAGCAGUCAGCCUCAGCAGAGUGCCCAUCCAGCCCCAGGAGGCAGCGGGGCACUGGGCCUGAGAAGGAGCCCGAGUCUUUGGCGGGGCCUCUGCCCCGGGCUGGCGGCCUCCCGCCUGUCACUCUGCAGGUGAGCAGCCCCAGCACGGAGGCGGAGGCCAAGUCCCCCUCGCCCACAGUGGCCUUGCCCACCUUCAGCAGCAGCCUGCAGCGCUCCAGCCCCCACGCCAUCUCCUUCAGGAUGAGCCCCCGGAGAGAUAGCUCAGAGGCGGCCUUAACCCGCAGCAGCAGCGUGAGGCUCCCGGCCAGCUCGGUCAAAUUAGGCCUGAAGGUGGAGCAAUACCUCUCGGCCAUACAGAGAUCAGAGUCUAUCAGGUAUGCAAACCCAUUCCACACUGAGUUCCCAGUGGUUCCCGUGGAUGUCACCAGCAAGCGCCACCUUUUCGAGAAGGAGCAGGUGGGCCAGAGCCAAGAGGACCCAGCCUCUAGCCGCAAGGAGAACUUGCAGCUCUCAGGGGUGGAGAAGUCACAGCUCAUCCUGUGGAUGAGCAGGGCCCAGGAGUCAGCACAGCAGGGCCCACAGAACCAGGAGACACAGAGGGAGUUGGCAGCUGGCAGCAAGCCCCAGUGGAGGAAGAAGCCAGAGGCCCCGCUGGGUGCCGAGGGGGUGCUGGCGGGCAGGGCACAUGCGGGCUCCUAGAAGCCGUCUGCUGCACAGAAGACACUUGAGCCGAAAGCAAGCCUGGACCCUGAGACUCCCCGCCCCAGUAAAUGUUUCAUGUUCCAGAAGAUCUCUGUGCUGGAGGAGAGAGCUGUCUCAGGAAAGAGGGCAGUUCCAGACAAAGCCAGCGACUCAGAGAAAAGACCAGUGUCUGAGAAAGCCACCGUCUUCGAGAAGACCCCAGUCCCCGAGAUGCAGCCGGCCCCAGUCAGGGCCAUGGCCCCAGUGUGGCCCCAGGACUGGGAGCAGUCAGCCUCAGCAGAGUGCCCAUCCAGCCCCAGGAGGCAGCGGGGCACUGGGCCUGAGAAGGAGCCCGAGUCUUUGGCGGGGCCUCUGCCCCGGGCUGGCGGCCUCCCGCCUGUCACUCUGCAGGUGAGCAGCCCCAGCACGGAGGCGGAGGCCAAGUCCCCCUCGCCCACAGUGGCCUUGCCCACCUUCAGCAGCAGCCUGCAGCGCUCCAGCCCCCACGCCAUCUCCUUCAGGAUGAGCCCCCGGAGAGAUAGCUCAGAGGCGGCCUUAACCCGCAGCAGCAGCGUGAGGCUCCCGGCCAGCUCGGUCAAAUUAGGCCUGAAGGUGGAGCAAUACCUCUCGGCCAUACAGAGAUCAGAGUCUAUCAGGUAUGCAAACCCAUUCCACACUGAGUUCCCAGUGGUUCCCGUGGAUGUCACCAGCAAGCGCCACCUUUUCGAGAAGGAGCAGGUGGGCCAGAGCCAAGAGGACCCAGCCUCUAGCCGCAAGGAGAACUUGCAGCUCUCAGGGGUGGAGAAGUCACAGCUCAUCCUGUGGAUGAGCAGGGCCCAGGAGUCAGCACAGCAGGGCCCACAGAACCAGGAGACACAGAGGGAGUUGGCAGCUGGCAGCAAGCCCCAGUGGAGGAAGAAGCCAGAGGCCCCGCUGGGUGCCGAGAAGAUCUCUGUGCUGGAGGAGAGAGCUGUCUCAGGAAAGAGGGCAGUUCCAGACAAAGCCAGCGACUCAGAGAAAAGACCAGUGUCUGAGAAAGCCACCGUCUUCGAGAAGACCCCAGUCCCCGAGAUGCAGCCGGCCCCAGUCAGGGCCAUGGCCCCAGUGUGGCCCCAGGACUGGGAGCAGUCAGCCUCAGCAGAGUGCCCAUCCAGCCCCAGGAGGCAGCGGGGCACUGGGCCUGAGAAGGAGCCCGAGUCUUUGGCGGGGCCUCUGCCCCGGGCUGGCGGCCUCCCGCCUGUCACUCUGCAGGUGAGCAGCCCCAGCAUGGAGGCGGAGGCCAAGUCCCCCUCGCUGGUGGGCCAGAGCCGAGGGCCCAGCCUCCAGCCACAAGCUGCUGGCUCCUGGCUUCAGCCGGUCUUGCCCCGGAUCUACUGGUACGGGAAGGGCCACUGGGCUCAGAGGCCCCCGGGGACCGUGGAAGGACAGCCUCAGCUGAGACGGGGCCAGGUCAACAGAAGAGCAGGAACCUGGGAGGAUCUCAUUGCCCUGGUCCAGCUCUGCAGGUGGGCCAACAGCUGCUGUCAGGACGAGUCCAGCUGCCUGCUGGGCACAGGGCUGAGGAGGGAAGAGGAGGCCAUGUCGGACGUGGAAUAG
Molecule: messenger RNA, 3021 nt
Organism: Budorcas taxicolor (takin)
Lineage: Eukaryota; Metazoa; Chordata; Mammalia; Artiodactyla; Bovidae
Molecular function (GO): structural molecule activity
Source: RefSeq, a predicted model, not a curated record